Anguilla rostrata (American eel) is the source of this 6424-nucleotide messenger RNA. RefSeq lists its product as uncharacterized. The coding region runs from base 571 to 1806 and encodes 411 amino acids. The record is from RefSeq and is a predicted model, not a curated record. Lineage: Eukaryota; Metazoa; Chordata; Actinopteri; Anguilliformes; Anguillidae. The transcript is spliced from 6 exons.
ACUAGGUGGCAUAGUAGAUCUAAGAAUGGUUUGUGUGAGCCAGCGUUAGGGGAGAGAUGAGAGCGGAAGUUCGGGUUUAGAGUGACUGCUGCUUGGCUAAUAAAACACAGUUGAAGGAGUCAUUGCCUGACUACUACUUGCUUUUCUACUCCACACAACACUAUGGGUGACAUUUAGCGUCCCUUCCGCGCUACACGGUAUGCGUUAUGGAAGCCAAGUUUACUGUGUAGAUGGGCAUGCACUCCUGUCAGAACUGUUUUGUUGCAGCGAACGCAGUCCUCGAAACCACACACACACACCUUUUUUGUGUACAGCCAUUUGGGAUUCAUAAACGGCCUAAACCCUAGACCUGGACUCUGCAUCUCUUUUUUCCCCACACUCACCUGAGCACCAAAUAGUGUCCUGAUCCGACACCCUGAAGUGAUUGCUGCCACGCCUAUAGAUCCAUACACAUCCUCUGACACAAAAAUGAUGUCAAAUCAUCUAAGCAGUAAGAACAGCCUGCCAGCAAAGACAGACUACAUCGAUUACUGAGCCACUGGCUUACUCACUCUUUUGCACUUUUCCUCCAUGGACAUCGCAUCUGAACUGUGUGAGGAGCUCUUCUCCUGGCUGAAGCUGAGGAAACUCUGUAAGCAACAGCUCAUGGCUCUGGCUCGGAAGCUGGAGAAUCUACGUGAGGAGAUGAACAAAGGUCAGGUGGUAACAAAUAGUUUUCAAGUGGCUGGGGGAACUGCACUGGUUGGGGCGGGGAUUCUCACUUUGUGCACAGGGGGGGCCGCUGCCCCAUUCCUGGCCCUGCUGGGAGUGGCUAGUGUAAUCUCUGCCACAACAGUCGACGUGUUUCUCAAGCUGGCGGAAACCUGGAGUUCAUGCAGUACGAUGAAGACUGCGAAAGGGAUCAUCCAGAAAGAUGAAGAGAUUGGGAGGAACAUCCAGAGGCUCCAGGAGAGACUGUUGGAGACAUGUGGAGAGCAGGCCCGUGGAGCUUCUUCCUCUGAUGGGAAACACGAAGCAGCUGUGUAUAUGUUGAAGGCCAUAGGCAUACAAAGUGGGAUACAGUUGCAAGACGCCUUGUAUCAGAAUCUCAUCUUUGUAGUUGGAUCUGCUGCAGCUGAUGGAGUGAAAAAGAGCCUACUGGCACCUGCUAUCUUGACAAAUAUAGCAUUCACCCUAACUAUGGCAGUGAUAACGGAUAUUGGAUUCAUAGGUCUGAAAUCUGCUGCUAAAGGAUCGGCAAAGGUCGUGGCUAACUGUACCGCUCAGGCGCUUGGUGGAGCAUUAGGGCUGGCAAUAUCGCUCCCUGAGCUCAUUAAAAACUGCAAUGAAAUGGUGGGAAAUAAUCAUGUGACCGAGGCCAGCCAAGCCCUGAGAGAGGCAGCCCAGGCCAUUGAGCAAGCCAGACAGGAGCUGAAGACGAAAUUGGAUGCUAUCCAGAAGAAGUUAAGAGACAUUGCCAGAGUGAGGGACCACCUCAGAAACUUGGGACCAUACAAGUCCAGCAUAAGUGAAAGUGACGAGGAGAUAGUGAAAUACGCGAUGGAUAACUGCAACAGUGAUGUAAAGCAAUGGCUACAGGGCCAGUUUCAACAAGCAAUGUUUCUCAACCUUUUUCGAUUUUUUAUGAAUGAUCUCCUUAAUACACUGAAGGAAAGGGAAGAAGAGAUUCAGCGGAAGGCUCGGAAUGAGCACAUUCACCUUGUGUUUGUUGCUCAUGGUAACAUCACCAGCAACUUCUUGCCAGCCUGCUAUCUAAUGCCAUUCCAAUCCAUUAAGGACGUAAUCCUGUACUCUCCAUGGAACUGAUUGAUGCGAAAGCUGCUUGUGGCAUAGCAACAGGUCGUAUCAAACCUAACCAGAGAGUCUUCCAUAACUACUAUCGCAAUCAUAUUCCCAGUGACCUGCCCCAAAGCUGGAAUUCCAUGCGCUCUGCUGGGAGUGACAAAAUACCAAAGAUCCUUCUCAACGCGGUUGGAAGCGAUGAAGAGGUAUGGCGUAAAUUCAGUAGCCUGAAGAAUUCACACAAACUCAAAGUCGAAGACCGCAUCAUUUUACCGUACUUAGUACCGCCAGACGUGGGCAAAAACCUAUUCCCUGAGGUUCCCUUCGAAGUAAUCACUUGCGUCGUGGCGUUCAUAUUUAUGUUCUUUACCAGACUAAAAGUCACCAUUCACCUGGCGGCCUGUUUGAGUUCACGACCGGAAAACUUUGUUUUUGGGCAGUGGUCAGGACAGUACGCCUGGGUUUACGACAAUACCUGGAUGACCACAAAUUACAUGGAUUUCGAUGAAGACGUGGAGUUGUAUGAUGCUUUCAGAGCUUUAUUUGGUGAGGUAUCGUGACAUCCGAACCGGCAUCAGAGCAUCCGAAGCACACUCCGAUACCAACGGAGACGAUAGCAAAUAAGUCAAACAAGGCUACAUAAAUGGAUGCCGAUGACUAGAUAAUGUAAUUUUGGCAACAAUUUAUCCAGGCAGUGUCAUCCUCAAGACAGCAUACAUUACAAGUAUCCCCCAUUUUUACGAAUGCUCUGCUCACAAAAUUUCACAUUAAGGAAGUUGAUAAAUUAGGGGCAUUUUUUUCGUGUAACAGAAUCUGCAGGAUGAAAGGGGUGAACAAUUUUCACAUUCCUCACUGCCAAAAUGAGUAUUCAUACAGAUGACUUCAUGAAAAUUUUAUUCGGCAUUGCCGUUUUUAGCGGUGUUACCACGUGACAUGAAUAGCCACUCGAAGAUUCUGAAUGGGCAAAACAAACUUACCACGAUUUAGAACAUCAAACCUACACCGAUUGAACAAAUUAAAUAAAUGCACGCCGAGAUUGCGGGUAGGCUAAUGAAAUACGAGACACUUUGUCAAUAAUUUCCAUGGCAGACUUUGAAAUUGAACUUUCUAGCCAUGCAGGAGAAGGGGCCACGGUAAUUGUUGGAAUUGGAAUGGGAAUGGAAAUUCGUAACGCCACAGAUGAACUAGACAUUCAAAGUCUUAACAUAACAUGCACAAUUACAUGCCGUCUAAACACACUAAUGCGCAAUCACUUUCGAACUAAGGGCUUCAAAAUUCACAAAACUCAUCUUCAAUUAUGUAUUUUAACUUUUAGAACGAAACCUCCUCUAUUCGGCGAGUCUCUGUUAAACAUAGAUAUUAUUUUCUACAGUUUUUGCAAAUCCCAUUCAUUUUUCCCGUAGGGAUUUUGGACUCCACCCCAAAUGUCGGAAAUGCUAACAAAUGCUUAAAGCCUACAAAAUGAAAUCAUGUGGGAGAAACUAACCCCAGCCUGGGCCAGUUGGACUGAGUGUUCCCACCACGCUGUUGAUUAGAGCCCGACCGAUAUAUCGGCCAUCAUUUGACUUUUUUGACGAUAUCGGGAUCGGCAGUUAUGCAGCCGAUGUGUCCCGAUUUUUUAAUAAUUAUAAUAAACAAAAAAAAACAAAAACAUUGAUUAUUUUUCUGUACUUGUCUGUUCGAACGUUGUAAUUGCUAUUUACUAGAAUUAUCCAGUAGAGGGAGCUCUAAUACAAGUGUGAACUGCAGCAGCUGACGCGCUACUUCUGUAAUAAGACGUUUGUCACUUGUGCCUCAUCCAAUAUUCUCCACCGCAAGACUUGUCUGCACAGAUUCGAUUGCCACAAUAAAGGUAUGUAUAUUUAGUGAAAGUUUUUAAUUAAAUGCGUUUAUACGACCACUAUGUUUAUCAAUCCUCAUUAUCAAGCGAGCGAGCUGGCUAACACAUUUGGUUCACUUUAGCAAGCUAGCUGGCUAGCAAGCCUUUAUGAAGUGGCAGUGAGCACAUAAGCAGCGUAGGAUUUACAUUUCCAGAGGACAUCGCUGUAUUCUCAAAUAAAUAACCAGCCAAAAUAAAAUGGUGAUUGAAUGCAUCACACAUUUGUUUUUUUAUCUGAGAUGAUAUUAGCUACUAUAUGAUGCUGUGUCGAUAGCCAACGCGGUAUUGCAAGCGAGUGUGUCUUCUAGUCACGCUCAUCGUAGCAAGCUAACCAGACAGUAAAAACGCUGAUAAAACACUUCUAACGUCGAUCAUUUUAAGCCAUGUUAUCUAGCUUUGUCGUGAUAACAUGAGAGAAGGAUUGCUGUUGGGAGAAGUGAAUCAACCAACAGUUAGCACGGGUAACCUGCAUGAAAGCGCAUUGUACAUUUCAUCCAGUCAAUUUAAUUUCAUCUAACGUUACACUUGAUUCACUCAUUAGCUCCGCUAGAUAAUGUCUUACUCUUUGAGAUCAUGUAGUAGAAAUAAAAGAAAAAAAUGUAAUUCAUUUAACUUACUGAGAAUAUAUAAUAAGAAAUAAUGAGGCUGUGUCAAUAGCUAAUGCGGUAUUGCGAGUGUCAUCUAGUCAGGCGUCAGAGCGCAUUGCAGUUAUUUUCACCACCAAAUUCUUAUGGACAGGGAAGCUCGCUAGAUGAAGUCUUACUCUUUGAGAUCAUGUAGAAGGAAUAAAAUAAGAAAAUAUAAUUAAUUUACUGAGAAUAGAUACUAAGAAAUAAUAAAUUAACAACAACAACAAUAAUAAUACUAUUUAUAAAAAUGUUUGAAACUGGAAAACUGAUUUUAAAUUAAUUUUUUAUAGACGUCUGGAAAAGAAAGUAAAAGCAAGGUGUGGAGUUAUUUCACACACUUAAAGAUGGUGUUAAUAUAUAUAUAUAUAUAUUUAAUAUCAUCUUUUGUUUGUGUGUUUAUUUUUAUUUAUAUUUGUUUGCUUAUAAGUGAAAUGUUCUUAAAUGUAGAAACUUUAAUAAAAUAGUUUUUCAAAUUGAUUUGAAAAUGUUGCAUUUUUGACAAAAUAUCGGUAAAAACAUUGGUAAUCGCUGGGCUAGGACUCUCCAAAAUCGGGAUCAGCAUCGGACCCAAAAAUCUGGCAUCGGUCGGGCUCUACUGUUGAUGCCUUCUUCAAAACCAAACACAUUACACAGAGUCUGAUGUAAUUGGGUUUAUUGUAUAUGACUCAAAGUUACAUACAAGAAACCUGGCUGGUCCAAGCUCUGAGCUCAACUCUGAACACACUUCUUUUAUACUGUUUUCUAGCUCCUCCUGUUGUGGAGCUUAAACUCAAACCCCUCCUACAGGUUCACACCACACACCAUUUCCCGUACACCAUUAUUUCUCAUUGUGGGCUUUGUUCCCGCUCCACACCAUUCCCACCAUUAUUUCCUCACUCCCCACUCUGUUCUAUAAAAAAUAAACGGUUAUUCACUCUGAGCUAACUUUGACCUAUCUUGCAUAUGGCAUGCACUGGUACUACGAUUUACUACUUGGACGCAGUAAUUUAAUAAGUAAUAGGGAUACAUAUAAAUGAUAAUGAUAUAUAAUGACUAUGAACUCCUCUCUACCUUCCUUCCACAAUCACCUCACCACUCAAUGGGCCAAUUUACUUCUGCUUCUCCAAAUGGUUUUGGUAAAUAGCCUGCUAUUGUACCACUCUAUCUGGAAACCAGGUAACUUAAAACUGUCCUUGUCAAUUAAACAUCCCACACUGAAAUAAUAGCAAAAAAAAAAAACAGUGUGUACUAACCCUUUAAACAUACAGUCUGUACAUUUUGUGUCAUGUAAUGUAAUUUAAUCUGUCCAGACUGUCCACUAGAUAAACCGCUAGUAAAUCACUCUCAAAACAAUGGAUACAUUAUGAUUACGUGAAACCACCGUAGGAUCGUGGGAAUUGUAAUAAUAAUAUUGCCAAAUAAUAAGUAACUAGCAUUGCGAGGUAGCCUAUGCAUUAUAUUGUGCUCACUGGCUAGCUAUCAAUGGAAAUGUACAAUAUGUAGGGGCUAUAUUCCGUAAUAUUCUUGUCUCAAAAUGGAUAUGAUGAGCAAAGACCUUUAAAUGACGUGACAUCUGGAAGGCUCUCUGGUAACACUACAUGUCGAUGCAGAAAAUUAUGAAUUUCCCUGAAAAUGUUCAAAAACGUUUGUGAUAAUGGAAGGUACUUACUCAACAAAAUAUAUAACAUAGGUAUAGUAUAGUAUAGUUUUGGGAACGUUUAAUGUGAAAAUGUCACAUAUUAUACCUGUUGUCUUAAUUUCAGUUUUACUAUUUUAUUUGAUGUAUUUCUUUUAUUCAAAGUGUUUUAUGGAAAGCGCUUUGUGUGCCAUGUAAGGAAAGCACUCUACAAAUAAAGUAAUUAUUAGAGUUUAGCCUAAGAGAGAGAGCAAUGAAGAGAGGGUUGAAAUAAACUGAGACUGUUUUCCACCUGCCAAACAGAUUAUGACAAAGAGAUUGCGUAAGGAUUUUCUUUUAUUUUUAAGGUAUCCUUCUAAAUCUUUCUUUUUGUGUUCAUACUCAAAUGUUGCAUUUCUUAAAGAAUGCACUUGUAUGCAGUGUAACUGAGACUGUAUGUACAUGUCAAAUGUCUUCUCAUAACUGAUGAAUGAUGCCUAUCAUUAAUUUGCUUUCAUAAUAAAUUGUUCAUUUGACACA